This is a messenger RNA of Pimephales promelas (fathead minnow), 2130 nucleotides long. RefSeq names its product V-set and immunoglobulin domain containing 10 (gene vsig10). NCBI's taxonomy places the organism in Eukaryota, Metazoa, Chordata, Actinopteri, Cypriniformes, Leuciscidae. Gene Ontology annotation, biological process: synapse assembly; cell-cell adhesion. Gene Ontology annotation, cellular component: plasma membrane; cell-cell junction. The record is from RefSeq and is a predicted model, not a curated record. Gene Ontology annotation, molecular function: cell adhesion molecule binding.
AAAGUUUCCGGGAGAGAAACGCAAGUAAACAGCCGGAUUGGUUGAAGAUGGACAUGGCUCAAACGUAACACAAAAUACCUGAAGCGAAAUUAGAACGGCCACGAUUUUAUCUUAAUAACAUUUCUGGUUAUUUAUUUAAGUCACAGAGAAGCUUUUUAUGCGUUUUGCUGCGAAACAAAAGGAAACUCAAUCGAAUUCGCAAAGGAAAAUAUGUUAUCCCAUAACCCGAUGGGACAUCCAGACAAUCCUAUAAUGACAAUUGCUGCAAUAAUUCUCUAUCUGCUUCUUCUGUCACACCAAACAGUGUCAGAGGAGCAGGUGUAUGUUAUCGGAGAGAAAGGCGAGAAUACCACACUACAGUGUCUUGACCACCCAGUCAAUAUGUCUUCAGUUCUUUUUCAUUGGAAGAAAGAUGGAGCUGUUGUUGCAACCCAAAACCCUUCGAAUCCAUCCGAGCAUCUUUCCAUUUUAAACAAUGGUUCUCUGAGGAUCAGUGGCCUUCUGUAUAUUGAUGAAGGCCUGUAUACAUGUGAAUGCCAAACAAGUAAUCACAGCAGCUCAUGGCAAACUCACUCAAACGUCCAGCUUAAAAUUGCCGGUGGUCCAACCAACAUAUCACUAGACAUAAGUCCAGCAACUCUCCUAAAGAAUGGAACAUUAUAUGUCAAUAAAAGUGCAGAUGUGCAUUUUUUUUGCUCCAGUGAGUCUUAUCCCUCACAAAACUUGACAUGGACAGUUGAAAAUUUGGCACAGGAUAAUCCUGACAGGGCGUCUGGGAACAAAUCGGCCCUUGAGUUCUCCAUAAGCGAAAUCCAGCCACAAGAUCAAGGGACGUAUACCUGUACAUCCCAGAAUACCCUCUCCAUGACAACUGUGAACAAGAGCAAGGAACUCCUCGUUUACUAUGCUCCAGAGAGGCAUCCGGAGUGCAGUUGGGAGGUGGGAAAUGAACCAUCAGAUGUCUUGUUCAUAUGUACCUGGUAUGGAGGUUACCCUGUGCCCAUUCUGCACUGGCAUGAGGUCUAUGAAAAAUCUGUAAUAGCCAAGGGUCCCACGAUCAACUUCACGUCCAAGGAGACAGAACGCUUGGAGAUUCUUGUGAAUAGGCAUAUAUUGCAUGAUAAAGAGGAAGUGAAGUGUACUGGACUUCAUGUAACUGGAGUGGAGAAAUCCUGUUCUUUUAACCUCGAGAUUCCGUUUCCAUCAGGAAACCCCCUGGUAACCGCUCUGGAGGGCAGUACCAUCACCCUCAGCUGUUCUGAGACCAACGCUCUCCCGCCAGCUAAGACCGUCUGGAAGAAAAUGGACGAUGUCAUCAACAACACCAUGAAAUAUAUUGUGUCUGAAAAAAUACCCAUUUACGAACUCACUAUAGUCAAUGUAACAAAGGACGAUGCAGGGAUCUACUACUGCUACAGUGAAAACCCUCUUGGCGCAAGAGAGCUAGAGGUGAUUCUUAAUGUGAAGACAUCUGCAGGUAAUGGAGGGGCCGUAGUUGGUGUUUUCAUCUCCAUUUUGGUAAUGAUGACGGGAAUCGUUGUCGGCGUGACGGUAUAUUCAAAGCGUGAUAGAAUUUGCAUUGGUUUAGGAUUCAGUCAUUUAGAUGAUGACAGAGGGGAUAUACUGAGUUUAGUGGACUCGGAUGAAGAGGAAAUUUUCAGUGAUUCUGCUCAACAACUCCCCCCGCUGACGAACGGACAUGUGACCACACUCGUAGAGAUUCACAGAAUUCCAUCAAUUAGUCAUGAAGAGAAUGCGGACAGAACCGAACACACCGGUCAAGCUCAUCCAGAUCAAACCGAAGCAGCGCAUCAGUUAGCAGACGGUCAAGGACCACUUUAAAUACACAGAAAAUUAAUUCUUCAAAUUGUGAAUUGUAUUAAAUUAUUUGUUUGUUUUGUGUGUGUGAUAUUUUACUUGUAUAAUAUUCUAGCGAUCUGUGUAAAGAACUUCAAAUUUUAAAGAGGCCCUGUCUUUAUUUUCAGUAUUAGUUUUUAAUACACUGGCUUCAAAUAGUGAAAUUAAAACUUUUACUACUUUAUACUACAGUAUGUCAGUGAGCUGUUACAGAAUGCUAUUGUCAAUAAAUUGGUUUUGAAUGAUUGCUUUCCAUAAAAAUGUAUAGGUGAA